Molecule: messenger RNA, 7202 nt
Organism: Hyalella azteca
Lineage: Eukaryota; Metazoa; Arthropoda; Malacostraca; Amphipoda; Hyalellidae
Product: plexin-B
Exons: 20
Coding region: 673-6786 (2037 amino acids)
Biological process (GO): motor neuron axon guidance; semaphorin-plexin signaling pathway involved in axon guidance; regulation of GTPase activity
Cellular component (GO): semaphorin receptor complex
Molecular function (GO): protein binding; semaphorin receptor activity
Source: RefSeq, a predicted model, not a curated record
CGCUGAUGUGAGUGGUGGUUUAAGCUCUACGCUCUCGAAGUUUCUCACUCGUCCAACUCCAACUAGCAGAACUGUUAACAAUCAAGUAUUUCCAGACAUAACGAAAAUCACUCUUCACAUUAAACGAUUUUUAUUCGUUCAUAUUGUCAACGGUUAUCAAGUUAACUAUUUUUUGGGGGAUUUUUGAAAUCUGAUUCCUUGAGAAACCGACUUGACUGAGAAGGCAUUUUCAGCUGGCACCUUUUGAAACGAAGUGUAAAAUUCUGGCCGCUUAUUCACAUAAAUCAACAUAUCUGUCAACCACGACUAUUUUUUAAUUUCAUAAAUUUUCAUAAUUUCUGCUCCGUUAACACCAUUGAAAAAAAAAUCCUUAGUUCCCAACAAUAUAUAAAUUUACUGGACAUAUUACGCGAAUCUGGAACUAUCGGCACGUUUUCGGUUUUAUUAUAAAUUAUAUUCAAGUUUUGACUAUUGAGAACCCAGUCAUAGCAAUUGUUUAGUGGUAUAAUAAAUAGUUUAGUGCUGAACCUUCUCUCUGUGACGUGAACACCGCCCUAAGCCCUGGAUUACCUCGCCAGCGAACCAGCCUCAUCUUCUUCUCUUUGUUAAAGGAUGGAGUGGAUGGCCGAUGCGCCCUGUAGCAGGGGCAGGUGAGCGGACCGCGGGGCCGCCAUGACGCCUCUACAGGAGGUAGCGGCCCCAGGGAGGCUCCCUCGGCGGGCCAUGCCUCCGUCUGUGUUACUGAGCCUCAUCUUCUGCUGGUGCUUAUGGAGCGUCAAGUCCGAGCCUCUGUCCCUGCACCUCACCAAGAGACACCCGUCCACAUGGGACGUCUCAGCCGGGACGGUUUUGUCCAACAUCAGCAAAGAUGUUGUCCUGCAAUUCGUGCCGGCUAAUCAGAGCCACGUCCUAAAUCACGUUGCUGUUGACAUGGCAAGUGACGACGUUUAUCUAGGAGCAGUCAACAGGUUAUACCAACUCGACGGUGCCUCCAUGAAACCGAUCUACCAGGUCAUCACCGGCCCUAGAUUAGAUUCCCCAGGUUGUCAUGCCAAUGGCUGCAAUUCUGAUAUUAAAAAAUCUGCCACUGAUAAUCACAACAAAGUUUUAGUUAUUGCUCCUUCAACGGAGUCGGUGAUUGUGUGCGGCUCUGUGUCGCAGGGCGCUUGUGACACUUACCGUCGCGGCAACUUAUCCGUCCACAACGAGUACAUCCCUCGAGCCGUCGCAGCAAACGAUCCGCAUUCGUCCACGUUCGCGUUUAUUGGACCUGAACGCCACAGUACUUUUGGAGAGUCCGAAGCUCUUUACAUAGGAACGACGUUCACGGCAAUCGGAGACUACAGACAUGACGUACCUGCGCUUGCCACUAGAAAUCUAGUCGAUCUUGAUUUUUCUAAGUUUACGUUUUCUGAACAGUCUUUGUUAAGAAUCGAUGUCAAGUACCGAGAUAACUUUCUUGUCAAGUAUGUUUACGGAUUUAAUGCAUCAAACUAUGUAUAUUUUUUGACGGUGCAGAAAAAAUCUCAUCUUCCUGGCCAAGAGGAAGCGGGAUACAUCAGUAGAAUUUCUAGAAUAUGCAUUUCCGAUGAUAACUAUGACUCCUACACCGAGAUUUCCUUGGAGUGUCACGGUCCCGGAACUGGUCACAAUUUAGUACAAGACGCGACCAUUUUUGAUGCAGGGGAAGAUCUUGCAAGGAACUUGGGCAUUUCAACGGGUGAUCAAGUGAUGGCAGUUGUUUUUGCCGAGGCCCAGGGUCACUCCGACAACCCUCAAAAGUCGACAGCUUUGUGUUUAUACUCCGUCAAAGAAGUUGACGCACGUUUCAAUGAGAACAUUCAUAUGUGUUUCAACGGGACCAGAAGAUAUCGUAGCAUGGAACACAUUUCGGGGACCAUUCUGAACGGCAAAUGCCCCACGCAGUGGUCCACAGGCAACAUUCAAGACUUUUGCAAUGAGGGACUCAAAAUUUCGGGGUCUGCGCCAUUGACAACGAGACCAGCGCUGCUCCUCAACGACACACUCGUGACUUCAAUCGUCGCCACAUCGGCCAGUACGCACUCCGUGGCCUUCAUGGGCACCAGUGAAGGUUUUAUCAAAAAGGCGCUGCUCGUGGGCGCUGACAGCGCGACGCUGUACGCUGAUGUACCCGUUGACCCCGGGCACGCGGUGCUCAAAGACAUGGAGUUCAGUCCACGCAAAGACUUCCUCUACGUCCUGACCAGCCUUCGGGCAUCGAAGGUAGCGGUGCAGAGCUGUCACGCGUACACGGACUGCACCUCCUGCCUCCAAGCGAUGGACCCUUACUGUGGCUGGUGCUCCUUGGAGAAAAGGUGCACGGUGGCAUCGGCGUGCGAACACGCGGGCUUCUCGUCCCCGCGGUGGCUGAACUUCAGGUCUGGCCAACAGUGCAUUGACUUCGAAGCCAUCGAUCCUGAGGGCCUUCCUAUCAACACUGAAGCCUCUCUGAUCCAGCUGACGAUUCGCACGCUCCCCGCGCUGCCAGCUGGGGCCAAGUACCAGUGCAUGUGGGGCUCCGCCCCUCCCGCCGACGCCACGGUCACCAACACGGGGCUAACCUGCCCUGCGCCGGCUCUGCGGUACCGACCAAAUAUUCUGCCUCACACAGACCACACGCUCGUGCCUCUCGCCGUCCGCUCCAGUGAAACCAAUCAGGAUUUCGUGUCGAGGAACUUUGCGUUCUACGACUGCAGUCGCCACGUGACGUGUGGUUCGUGCGUGCGCAGCGCGUGGGCCUGCAACUGGUGCGUCUACGAGAACACGUGCACGCAUAACAGCUCAUCGUGUCUCAAGACUGUCGUCUCCGGUGAACAGAACCCAGCAAAGUUGUCGUCUCACGGAUUGAACUCCUGUCCGCACUUCAUGAGGAGGACCGAGGACCUGCUGGCGUCUGAUGGCACGCCGACGGAGUUAUACCUCGCCGUGCGAAACCUGCCCACGCCCAGAGCCGGCCAACUGGGCUUCCAAUGUGUGGUCAAUAUCGAGGGCGCGACUAUGCUUGUGCCGGCCAAGGAAUCUCCGGACACGGAAGGCUUGAUCAUCUGCGAGACGGCCUCGUACCACUACCAAGCUCCGACGGCUGAGUACAAGGCUACGUUGAAACUUGUUUGGAAUCGGGACCACGAGAUCGGUCGUCGCUCGCUGACGCUGUACAAAUGCUCGGUGCUUGGCGCGCACCGCGGCCAUGCGGACUGUUCGCUGUGCGUGACGCGGCCCUCGCGCUACCGCUGCUCUUGGUGCGGCGGCGCCUGCAACUACGCGCCGUCUUGUCCCGCCGCCGCCAGGCCGCUUCUCAGCCCGCACCACCAGGACGUGUCUGCAUCUCCCACCGGAGCCUGCCCGUCACCAAGGAUUGACAUGAUCCACCCCUUGGCUGGCCCCAUGGAGGGCGGUACCCUGGUCACCAUCGAGGGCAGCAACCUGGGCCUGCGCGAGGAAGACAUCGUCGGCAACGUCUUCAUCGGAGACGUGCCUUGUGACGUGCAAGGCUACGAAGUGUCCGUUAAAAUCACUUGCCGCACGGGCAAAGUUCCUCCGCAUCUCAUGACCAAUAACAUGCAUUUCCCGGUCCAUGUGUCAAGCCCAUCGGGCGCAACCAUGUCGACUGUUAAAUUCUCUUAUACGAACAUAACUGUUGACAGUAUGUGGCCGAGACAAGGACCAAUGUCGGGCGGAACUGUCUUGUCUAUCAGCGGUAAUUACUUGAACGUUGGCACGAACAUUACUGCGGUGCUCGAUGAUCUGCCGUGCAAGGUAAACAAGACACAAUCUUCGUCACAGCGCUUGGUCUGCAUCACGUCCCGGGCAGGGCCUCCCAACCCCGAGGGCUCUCGAGCUCACGCACAACGCGUCAUCCGCACGCUCGUGGUCAACAUCGACAAUGCGCAAAGAAUCUUGCCGGUUCCUUUCACGUACACUCCAGACCCGCGGGUCCUCGAGCUCAAACCUCUAACGAGUCCUUGGAGCGGAGGUCGCAUCAUUACUGUCCAUGGGUCCUACUUGGACGCUGUCCAGUCUCCAAGAAUUACGAUCCUCCUCCAUGACAGAAUCUUGAACUCCUCCAUGUGUCAUGUGGUCUCGGCGUCACUCAUGGAGUGCCCGUCGCCGCCCGUGGAUCGCGCCGUUGUGUUGGCCUUGCUCAGAGAUCGUAGAAGUUUUGACUCUUUCUCUUCGUCAGAUUCAGAAAAUUAUACGUCCGAAAGCCCGGCGGUCUUGAGAAAUAUGAGAUCCUCGUCGAAAAUUGGAAGCUCAUUGGCUCUGGAUGUUGGAUUUAUUAUGGACAACGUCGCGUCCGUCCGCAAUUUACGACACAUGUUGCCUGCUUCCGUCCGUAUUGCUCUUGUUUAUGUUCUCGAUCCUGUGUAUAAGAAAUUCCCGGACGGUAUUAAACUCUACAAAGGCGACACUCUCGUCAUCGAGGGUGAAAAUCUGAAUUUGGCCAGCGACGAAACCGACGUGAAUGUCACAAUCGGCACGAAAGCGUGCAACGUCACAUCUCUGGCGCUCACGCAGCUCGUGUGCGACCCACCCGAGUCCCAACCGUCCCCAACCGACGAAACGGGUCGUCCAACCGACUCGGGAUUACCGGUUGUAGUGGUGCGGGUGGGCAGCAACCUGCGAUAUGUCAUCGGGAACUUGAGAUACGAGAUGAUGAAGGAGUACCACUUCCCUCCGGAGGCAAUUGGUGGUAUGGCCACUGGAGGGCUGUUCCUGGUCCUGGUAUCUAUGGUGAUUCUGGUCGUGUAUCGCCGCAAGAGCAACCAGGCUGAGCGCGAGUACAAGAGGAUCCAGAUACAGAUGGACACGCUGGAGUCUAACGUGCGAUCAGAGUGCAAGCAAGCUUUUGCGGAACUGCAAACGGACAUGACCGACCUGACCGCCGACCUGCAGUCGUCAGGCAUACCAACCCUGGACCUGCGAACCUACAUCAUGAAAGUGUUCUUCCCUGGCGUUAUGGACCAUCCCGUACUCAAUGACCCCAAGUACCAGAUGAGCACCUGUCGCACGCCCGGAGAGAGCAACGCUAUGGUCCAAUUUGAGCAGCUCAUCGCCAAUAGAUAUUUCCUGCUGGCCUUUAUUGAGACUCUUGAGGCACAGAAAACCUUCAAUAUCAGAGACAAAGUGAACGUAGCGUCGCUGCUGGUGGUGGUGCUGACAGGCCGUAUGGAGUACCUGACAGACGUGCUACGUCUGUUGCUGCUGCGUCUCAUUGAUAAGAGCGUCGCUACGAAGCAUCCUCAGCUCAUGCUCAGGAGAACGGAAACUGUCGUCGAGAAAAUGCUCACCAAUUGGCUGGCACUGUGCAUGUAUUCCUACCUCAAGGACGAGGCUGGCCCCGCGAUAUUCCUGCUGUACAAAGCGAUCAAGCACCAGGUGGAGAAGGGGCCCGUGGACGCCGUCACCCACGACGCCCGCUACUGCCUCUCAGAGGAGCGUCUCCUUAGGGAGCAAAUCACCCACUCCCCCGUCACUCUUCACCUCAUCCGCGACGAGCCUCACUACGAGAAAAUUCCCUAUUCUGCUCCUCAGUACGUGGCAGUGUUGGGCGAGGAUGGUGAGAAGGCGCAGUGCCGCGUGCUGGACUGCGACACCAUCACGCAGGCCAAGAGUAAGAUACUAGACGCGCUCUACCGCAGCACUCCUCACUCCCUGCGGCCAUCGGUACACGAUCUUGAUCUCGAAUGGCGUCACGGCCGCAACGGUCACGUGGUUCUGGCUGACGAAGACAUCACGACGCGGGUGGAGCCUGGCGGUUGGCGGCGCUUGAACACUUUGGCUCAUUAUGGUGUGGCGGACCCCGCCAUCAUGGCGCUCGUGCCACGGCAACAUUGCCCGCCACAACUGCCUCCGCCAAUGCACCAUCGCUCCCAUGCCACACUACAUCAGCCGCAUAGCUUGCAUGUCACUCUCAACCACUCGGCAUCCACCAAGUUUAUGAGUCACACGUACAGCCGGAGCGCCUCUGGCAGUCCAGUGAGCGCCACCAUCGACUUCGAGGGCCCCAACGCCCGGCAUUCUUACUACCAUCUCGUCAAGCCUCUUGACCACGACUCUCCUCAGAGACCCUCCGAUAGAACCCAUAAAGCAAUACCCGAAAUAUUCCUCACGAGAUUACUAUCCACUAAGGGUACAGUUCAAAAGUUUGUCGAUGAUUUUUUCCGAACUAUCUUGAGUCCCAAUAAUGGACUUCCUCCCGCUAUAAAAUGGCUCUUCGAUCUCUUUGACGAUGCAGCAAGAGUAAGAGGUAUCAGCGAUCCCGAAAUAGUAACGUCGUGGAAGUCAAACAGCCUUCCUCUCAGAUUCUGGGUGAAUUUUAUCAAAAACCCUGACUUUAUCUUAGAUGUUCACAAGAGUCCGACCGUUGACGCUUGCUUAUCGGUGAUCGCUCAGACUUUCAUGGACUCGUGUUCGACGUCUGAGCACAGACUUGGCAAAGAUUCUCCUUCGAACAAGUUACUUUUUGCUAAGGAUAUGCCUCGCUAUCGUUCUCUUAUGCGAAACUUCUAUAACGGAAUCCGUGACAUGCCAUAUGUCACGGAGCAAGAAAUGUCCUCACACCUACACCAGUUGAGUUUAACUCACCUCAGCAACGUGGAUACUGUGCCUGCCUUACAAGAACUCUUUCACAAAUAUGUUCUUCGCUACUAUCCUCAGAUACUGGAUACCUUAGCUGUAGAUCCUGAAUGUAGAACUUUACACUUGGCACACAAGUUGGACUUGGUUCUGUGCUCCCUUCAAGGAGAACCCAGUGCUGUGUGCUGAGCAUCAGUGGAAAAUUUUUUCGUGAUUGGUUGUUUUUGAUGCAUUGAGCGGCGCGAUUACGACCCUCUACGAAGUUGCCUUUAACACGAAGACAUGUAAAUGUUUUGUAAUUAUUUGAUAGAGUGCACUUAGUAUCUAGCCAAAGAUACAUUAAUGCAGCGCGCGUGAUUAGAAUUGGAUAGUUUUAUGAUGAUUGAGAGAAGUAGCUAAUUUUCGGUCUGAAAACAUUGUAAGGGAAGCUAAGUAAAUGGAUCGAGAGCGACGGCUAUGCUAUACUUAAUCAAAUGCUCGUAUCUGUGAUUUUAACCAUAGUGCAUUCCAGUACGUUUCAUUGUGCUUUUCACUAUUGAUGCAAUUCUGCACCCAUCACCGCCUUUUAAUUUUUUACCUUACGAUCGAUACAAUUAACGCGCCAA